This is a messenger RNA of Formica exsecta, 1604 nucleotides long. RefSeq lists its product as uncharacterized. The coding region runs from base 169 to 1158 and encodes 329 amino acids. The transcript has 4 exons. Gene Ontology annotation, cellular component: mitochondrion. NCBI's taxonomy places the organism in Eukaryota, Metazoa, Arthropoda, Insecta, Hymenoptera, Formicidae. The record is from RefSeq and is a predicted model, not a curated record.
AAACAGAGAAAGGCGAUGUCAUGUUAUGUCUACGGUUACAAGGUUAUAACUUACAACCGAGACGAAGUGCAGUCAAAAUUAUUUCCCCCGUUUCCAAAUUAUUCUAUUAAUCUUUAACAGUAUUUAGUGUUUUUUAUACGCAACCUUGAAUAUUUGGCGGAUCUGACCAUGGCAUUGUCGAGAAUCGGCACAUUGGACAUGUUAAAUACUUUAGUUCGCGUUUCACGGACAGCAUCUCUGGAAAUACAGUAUGCGACUCCAGUGGCAAUCCAUCGGAAGCAGCAGGCGUUGCACGUGACAAGUGUACGUCAUUAUCCAGAUGCGCCAAUACUCGAUUUGCCGAACAAUGUCUGCGAUAUCUUCGCCAACGAGACCAGUCGCUUCACGCCGGAACGUGUGCGCGAUAUCGCCCUAUAUGCCGAGACGAACGGCGGCGUAAUCAUGUCCGCAGCCAACAGCUCCGGUUUUCCCAAGAUCCGCGAUAACGGCCACAUGGACUCGUACGACUGCUUCGGCGUCGUCAGUCUAAACGGCACGAUGCAGAGCAAUGUGCCAAAGCCCUUUUCAUCGCAUGGCAGAUCUACGCAUCUCAACAUGCCCGGUGGACAAUGGUCCCGCGACGACAAAUACAUUGCCGAGGACAUGCAGCGCUCCCACUAUCGUAGACUGUCGUGUACCGCAACUAAUGCCUUCAUAACGAGUCCGCUUUUACGAACGACACACUGGCCGAGCUAUAUCGCCGGAAUGAGCUACUCGACUGACGACUCCCAGGCGUCGAAGAGCGGCAAAAAGGAUCGAUUGACACCGCUGGCGAUCGCGAGCAUGUCAAAACGGGAUAGAUUUCGCCUGAUGUUGAGGGAUUAUGGUGGCACUCUCCUUGCCUUUCACAUUACUAUCUCGCUGAUAAGUCUUGGUUGUUGUUACAUGGUUGUCAUUAGUGGGAUCGAUGUAAUGCCUUUCAUGCAAAAGUGGACAGGUGGGAACGAGCAGAUCGAUAAAAUACUGAAAACCUCAACAGACUUCGUAAUAGCGUAUACCAUUCAUAAACUACUUGCACCCGUUCGAAUAUCGAUAUCCCUGACUGUGACUCCAAUAAUAGUAAAACGUCUGAGAAGAAUAGGCUUGCUCAAGAUGCCGAAGGUAAAACCAUCUUCGUAAAGGCCCAUAUAAUAAUUAUUUCUUUUUUUAAAAUAUCUUUUGUAUAUUAAAGUAUAUUUACCGCAUUGUAUUUUGACGAGAGAUGACCUGUAUAACGAUAAAACACUGUAAAGAUUGCUAUGGAAAAGAAAUUUAUGAUAAUAAUUAAUAAUUACUAAUAUUGGAUGACAUAUACAUAAUUUUUCAAUAAUGACAUUUGUGUCAUAUAUGUAUAAUAUCGAUUCGUAUAUUUUGUAUAAAUUUAAAUGCCUAAAUUUAAUAAUAUAGGAUCUUGUUGCUGGAUUAGAUCGAGAUAAGCAAAACUCUGUUAUCUUCCUCUGUAUAAUUUGUAAAGCUUCAAUUUUUUAAUAUAAUUAUAGAUGGUGUAGGCACAUAUUUAUAAUCGAAUGUUUCCACAUAAUCUGUUGUAAAAAAAUUAUCUGUAAAUAAACUGUUAAGGCAAAGCA